GUGAUAGGACCCCUGAGCCUCUGAAUCUGGGAACCGCUCAAGGGACCGGCCGCCAUCGAACCACCUGAAGGGGGAAUUUUGCCAAGACACCGAGGAACCGACCAGUUUGAAGAGAGAUGGGUUGUCGAUGUUGCAAGAAGCGAAAGGACAGCCAAGAGCUCACCGACGUCGAACGGGCCAUUGAAAUUGUCAUCAACAACUUCCACUGUUACGCCGUCAAGGGCCGCAAAGAGUGUCUGACGGCCAAUGAGCUGAAAGAUCUGGUCGGGCAGAGGCUGCCCCAUUUAGCCAAGAGCGUUGGGCCAUUGGAAGAAAAGAUUGAAUGUCUUGGAGAUAAUGAAGAGGCAAAACUCCAGUUUGGAGAAUAUUGGGAUAUAAUGGGAGAUGCCGCGAAAGGUUGCCACGAGCCGAAAGGGAAGAAGUAACAGGCGGAGACGGAUCCAAAAGACGACAUUGGACCCAUUGCACAGAAGAACUGGGCGAUUCCCACCUUGAUCUCCAGUGUAUUAUUAAUACAGUGUUAAUAUUUUGGGACUCUUCCUACCCACUCAUCUUCCUUUCCUAAGGUUUUUAUCAAGAAACUUUCCACCACAGAGCCAGGAGGCUUUUAUUCCGGAAAGGCACCAUCCCAGGCCUUUUCCAAUUUUAAUUUUCAGAGCUCCUGACGCCCAACUUUAGAAUUUUCCAACCGUUUGGGCCUUUUUUUCCCCCCCC
Molecule: messenger RNA, 714 nt
Organism: Candoia aspera
Lineage: Eukaryota; Metazoa; Chordata; Lepidosauria; Squamata; Candoiidae
Product: protein S100-A14-like
Exons: 3
Coding region: 117-425 (102 amino acids)
Biological process (GO): positive regulation of granulocyte chemotaxis; toll-like receptor 4 signaling pathway; positive regulation of monocyte chemotaxis
Cellular component (GO): perinuclear region of cytoplasm
Molecular function (GO): calcium ion binding; chemokine receptor binding; calcium-dependent protein binding
Source: RefSeq, a predicted model, not a curated record